Mus pahari (shrew mouse) is the source of this 3494-nucleotide messenger RNA. RefSeq names its product potassium voltage-gated channel subfamily A regulatory beta subunit 2 (gene Kcnab2). Lineage: Eukaryota; Metazoa; Chordata; Mammalia; Rodentia; Muridae. The coding region runs from base 1 to 1239 and encodes 412 amino acids. Gene Ontology annotation, biological process: transmembrane transport; regulation of action potential; regulation of potassium ion transmembrane transport. The record is from RefSeq and is a predicted model, not a curated record. The transcript has 14 exons. Gene Ontology annotation, molecular function: voltage-gated potassium channel activity; potassium channel regulator activity; transmembrane transporter binding. Gene Ontology annotation, cellular component: juxtaparanode region of axon; voltage-gated potassium channel complex; membrane.
AUGCUGUCCAUGACAUACAGCGAGAGUCUGCGGAGUGUAAGCAGCAGAUGCCACUCAGACUGGACCCUGCAUCCAGUCCGCCAGACAGACACCCUGGAGCUGCAGCGGCUGAGGGAGGUGCGGGCAGCCGCCCAGGCCAGGAACAUGGAGACCUUCCUCCAAAUGCACGGCCUUUCCCUGGACGGCUGCACCGCCCAGCGCACGGGCAUGAAGUAUCGGAAUCUGGGCAAAUCUGGCCUUCGGGUCUCCUGCCUGGGGCUUGGAACAUGGGUGACCUUCGGGGGCCAGAUCACGGAUGAGAUGGCGGAGCACCUAAUGACCUUGGCCUACGAUAACGGCAUCAACCUGUUCGAUACGGCGGAGGUCUACGCUGCUGGGAAGGCUGAAGUGGUAUUAGGAAACAUCAUUAAGAAGAAGGGAUGGAGACGGUCCAGCCUCGUCAUCACCACCAAGAUCUUCUGGGGCGGAAAAGCGGAGACAGAGAGAGGCCUUUCCAGGAAGCACAUAAUCGAAGGACUGAAAGCAUCCCUGGAGCGGCUGCAGCUGGAGUACGUGGAUGUGGUUUUUGCCAACCGCCCAGACCCCAACACGCCCAUGGAAGCAGGGGACCCAUUUAGUUCCUUCAAGUCACGGACAUUCAUCAUUGAAGAGACCGUGCGGGCCAUGACCCAUGUCAUCAACCAGGGGAUGGCCAUGUACUGGGGCACGUCACGCUGGAGCUCCAUGGAGAUCAUGGAGGCCUACUCGGUGGCUCGGCAGUUCAACCUGAUCCCGCCCAUCUGUGAGCAAGCGGAAUAUCACAUGUUCCAGAGGGAGAAGGUAGAGGUCCAGCUGCCGGAGCUGUUCCACAAGAUCGGUGGGUACUGUCUUACCUUGCCGCCACUACCUGCAUCGGGAGGUCCAGGAACCUUCCCUUACCUGGGCUUUCCCCCUUCCCAGGGCUACCAGUGGUUGAAGGACAAGAUCCUGAGUGAGGAGGGGCGCCGCCAGCAGGCCAAGCUGAAGGAACUGCAGGCCAUUGCCGAACGCCUAGGCUGCACCCUACCCCAGCUGGCCAUAGCCUGGUGCCUGAGGAAUGAGGGUGUCAGCUCCGUGCUUCUGGGUGCUUCCAAUGCAGAACAACUUAUGGAGAACAUUGGAGCAAUACAGGUCCUUCCAAAAUUGUCGUCUUCCAUCGUCCACGAGAUCGACAGCAUUCUAGGCAAUAAACCCUACAGCAAAAAGGACUAUAGAUCCUAAGUUUACCCCACCCCACCCCCGUGCCCCACCCGGACAGUUCCCGGUUCCCUCCUCGUCUCCGUUCGCUCGCUUCUGCUGUUUCAAAGCCAAAUGCAGAGUGUGGUUCACAUCCAAGGGGAAAACGCUAUGCCCAGACGUCACCGGGAAUCAGUCUCCAAAGUCACCGCCAGAUGCCGCCUGCCGCUUCUUCGCUGGAUACUGUCCGACGGAUGCCAGGGAAUGGCAUCAGUUAGGGGGAUAUCCAGAGGCUCCCACCCAAGCCCACUACCUCUGCUUAUCCUUCAAGAAGAAACACUUGCCCCCAGCCAUGGCCCUUCGUGGAGAUUCUAGACGCCAUGGCUGGGUGGGGGUCUCAUUCUUAGAGCAGGAGGGGCUGCCAAGAACCCAUCUCAAAAGAGGGGUGUGCACCCUUCUCCCAGAGUCCUGGUGGUUAGAGCAGGGCCCUCCCUCUUUCCAUGGACACCAGGUACUUUGCUCAAGGCUGGCCUGGGAUCCCACUCUCCCCAGGCCUUGACCUGCCCCCACACGCCCACCGGGCCUUGGCUGGCAUUCUAGCUACGCAGCUGGCCCUUGGCCCCCCACCCUCACCCUUGCUGGCAGGGCCAGGGAUCCCAGCUGGCUCUCCCAGCAUCUUCCAACUGCUGAGCCCCACAGCAGGAAGCUCAGCAGGCUUGGAUGGAGCCCAUCGGAGGGAGUAUGCCUCUCAAGACAAGGCAAGUGUGGCAGCUGGCCCCACCGCAGGCAGGUGGCCGCAGGCUCGCAAGAUCAUAUUGCUCUCACGGACCUUCCUCUAAUACCUCUGCUGUACCGGGGCAGGGGGCUCAUGAUGUGGGCUUUGCCCGGGUGAAGCACUUAGUUAUGUUGCAAGCCAGGGGACUACGGGAGCAGCUCCAGUAAUAGUCUCCGUGACUCCUGGAAAAAAUGGCUAGGACCGCCCAUUCCCUUCUGCAUACCCUCGUGCUGGCCUGGGGCAGGAUGGGGAGGGGGAGUAGUGGAAAGGAUAGGCAGCCCUUUAUCAGUGGGAGCUGCAUGGAUGUUGAUGCCAGGAAGCCACAGGAUUGGUCAGUCCACGAUGCCCGGAGGCCCCAUCCCACGGUCUUGUGAUGCUCUGGGCGACAGGGUCCUACCCAGCUGGCUCCCUAGGAGACCAGCCUCCUGCCCUGCCGCACAGGCUGUGGCCAGCUCCCAGGCACAAGCCCUGGAUGCAUAGCAUCCUGGCUUUGCCUUCUGUAGCUGCUAUUCCAAGGCUGCUCCCUGCUGCUCUUAAGGCUGGGCAGAGGUGAGGACUGGGGGUCGGAGGGGGAGGGUUAUGGGGAGGAGACAGGAAGAAAGGCAGACUUGGUAGGUAGCUUCCUCUCUCUCCCACACAACCGCCCUGAAAACCCUGGGCUCUCUAACCUUCGCUGCUCAUAGCGCUGACCCCCGGAGACCUCAGAAGCAGCCCCGUGGGUGUGGGGAUAGAGGUCACUGGGCUCUGGUAGUUCCAUGCCUGGGCAGAGGAGCCAGCUUCCUGGACAGGGCCCUGCAGUGGCCUUGGCCCUGCUUGCUAGGUGGGCGGGGCAUGCAGGGAUGCCCGCAGGAGGAGCUCCUGCCUGCCUGUGAACCACACCUCAGAGCUAAGCUCCUGCUGGUGAUGUGCAAGAGACAGGGAAACAGGCUGCCGGGCUAAGGCCCACAGGAUAAACUGGGCUAAAGCCCACCGGAGCCCUGGAUACAGAAGACACGUUAACCGAGUGUUUCUGAGAGGUUGUCUUCCACACCCACUCUCGAAGCGUCGGGGAUCUGCUUCUUAAGCUUCUGUGGAGGGGUUUGAAGGAGGGGCUUGGGAGGCCAUGCAGAGCAAGUGCAGACAGCGGAUAAGUGGGGGCUUGCCCCAGGCCCUCAGAGGGUGUAAGGGCCGCUCCUUCCUCCAUGGCCUCUCCUUCCUCUAGCCCAGCUGCCUACAGGCCAGCCCAAGCCAGCUUCUCUUGACCUUGAAGUAGUCUGCCAGGCCUGGUGCAGGAGGAGGGCUCUGUAGAGGAUCUGGCACUCAGAGCCCAAGGUCCCCAGGCACAACAGGGCACCUGUGUGCCCGCUCUCCUCAUGUACAUACACAACGUGCUUUCUCUCCCCAUUUUUUUUUUUUUUUAACGAGCGUGGCUCCUCGCUAACUGCACCCCACCAGGCCGACAGCAAACACCUCCAGCUUCCCGACAGACUCAGACCAAGGUGUGGCCCGUAUUUAUGGAAUGGCAAAUAAAACCUGAGCACUUUGG